Messenger RNA from Pelobates fuscus (common spadefoot toad), 2963 nucleotides. RefSeq names its product F-box and leucine rich repeat protein 13 (gene FBXL13). The record is from RefSeq and is a predicted model, not a curated record. Gene Ontology annotation, molecular function: protein binding. Gene Ontology annotation, biological process: SCF-dependent proteasomal ubiquitin-dependent protein catabolic process. NCBI's taxonomy places the organism in Eukaryota, Metazoa, Chordata, Amphibia, Anura, Pelobatidae. The transcript is spliced from 21 exons. The coding region runs from base 78 to 2501 and encodes 807 amino acids. Gene Ontology annotation, cellular component: SCF ubiquitin ligase complex.
AGGAGACGGGAUUACAGACGCUCAAAAUUUUGUGACAACCCAGCCGUGAUAUUAGCAAUCAGUGUUACAGCCCCACCAUGGCCUCCCUGCGCAAUGCAGACACCCAGCUCAGGACCUACAUCAGGCAGCACUCCCUGCCCCACAUCUAUGAGGCUCUGCUGUGCAGCUUGUGUGUGAUGUGCCCAGAAAACCCACUGACGUUUUUAGAAGAGAAGAUCAAGCAAAUGAUUGAGAAGGGUAGCAGUGAUCUUAUGUGGGAUGUGUUUAUAGAUGAAUCUAAGAAACCCAGAAUAAGAGCAAUGGCAGGAAGUUAUCUGGAAUACUUCUUUGGACAAGAUGAAGAUCAGUUGGUGUCCCCAGAGCUAUUUAAGAAGGCAUACUCCUUCUACAGUAAUUUACAGAGACUGUAUUUUGAUGCAUGGACAGAAUACUGCUCAAUGAGAAAAGCCGCCAAGCUUUGUACACAGCUGAAGCUGCAGACAGCAGAAGCACAUCAUACAAGUAGAUUGUUAAAAUCCAUAGUGCAUUGCUGGAACACUUGGGUGAAAUUUCGUAUGACGCAACAAACAUGGGCAGCAAGCAGGAUACAGAAUGUUUUCAAUAAGGCUUUCAUGAAGAAGAUUUUUAAAGCUUGGAAUGCUGAAACACAGGACUCUAAAAAGAAAAAGGAGUACUUUGAGCGUUUAGAAAAAGGCGACAUGGAUGAUUAUCAGAAUUUAAACUCUUCUACAUUAAAAGACAGUGAAGAUGAUGUAUCACAGUUACCACUCAAGGUUGCUCUGAAGAUCUUUGUUCAUGUAGAUUUGAUAGAUUUAGCAAGAUGUGCUCAAGUUUGUCGUUCUUGGAAGAUAAUAACUCAAAACAGUUCACUCUGGAGCAGUAUUGACUUGUCAUCUGUCAGGCAUUGCAUUCAGGACAAAUUUGUGGUUGAUAUGUUACGCAAGUGCCGUCCAUAUGUUAUACGCUUAAAUCUCCGUAGCUGUUCCACUCUUCGUUGGCGUACAUUUAAAGGAAUAAGUGAAUGCAAGAAUCUGCAAGAUUUAAAUAUGUCAGAUUGCCAAAAUUUGAAUGAUGAAUCAAUGAAAAUUAUUUGUGAAGGAUGCCCAGGGUUACUCUACCUGAAUGUAUCACACACCAAUAUAACCAAUGCAUCAUUACGCAUGAUAUCAAGGUUUCUCUUUAACCUGCAGUAUCUGAGCUUAGCUUACAGUAGGAAAUUUACAGACAAAGGUUUACAGUACCUGGGAUCAGGAAAAGGAGCCCACAAACUCAUCUACUUAGACCUGUCCGGAUGUACUCAGAUAUCUGUUGAUGGUUUCAGAUACAUAGCUGGCUGCUAUUCUCUUCAACAGUUGGAACUAAAUGAUAUGUUUACCCUGACAGAUAACUGCGUAAUAGUUCUACUUGAGAAAUGUCAAAAUAUUACAUCUGUUUCUCUUCUGGGCUCUCCUCAUCUUACCGAUGCUGCAUUUAAAGUACUCGCACAAGGGCGAAAGCUUGUGAAAAUCAGAAUUGAAGGAAACAAUCGGAUCACUGAUGUAAGCAUCAAAACAAUUAGCAAAUCCUGUCCCAGUCUAAAACACAUUUACUUGGCCGAUUGCCAGAAAAUUACUGACAUUGGACUAAAGACGGUAUCAUCAUUAAAGAAUAUAACUGUAUUGAAUGUGGCAGACUGCAUAAGGAUUAGUGAUCCAGGUGUCCGACAGGUUGUGGAAGGCACAUCAGGAACCAAGAUUCGAGAAAUAAAUUUGACCAACUGUCUACGUGUCAGUGACUUAUCGCUUUUAAGAAUUGCACAAAAGUGUCACAAUAUAACCUUCUUGAGUCUUCGAUACUGUGAAAAUGUGACGGAUUCUGGCAUUGAGCUCCUUGGGAACAUUGCAUCACUGAUUUCUAUUGAUCUUUCUGGAACUAGUAUCACAGACCAGGGACUAUCAGCUCUUGGAGCAAACAGCAAGAUAAAAGAACUUGGUGUAUCAGAAUGCGUGGGGAUCUCUGACAUUGGAAUUCAGAAGUUUUGCCAGCAAUCAAAAGACCUGGAGCAGCUUGAUAUCUCCCAUUGUUUGCAUGUGACUAACAGUACGGUGAAAUCUGUGACUUUCUGCUGUAAGAUGCUCACAUCUGUCAGCAUUGCUGGUUGUCCUAAGGUAACAGACCUCAGCAUUCAGUAUAUCUCAGGUGUCUGCUGUUAUCUGCAUGCCUUGGACAUCUCCGGAUGUGUUCAUCUCAGUGACCGAGCAUUAAAACAUCUACGAAAAGGUUGCAGGCAACUCCGCGUGCUACGAAUGCUCUACUGCAAAAGUAUUUCCAAGACAGCAGUUGUAAAGCUUGAGUCCAAGAUUCAAAAACUGGAGUACAACAGUGAUGAUCCACCACCAUGGUUUGGAUAUGAUCGACAUGGUAACAUACUUAACAGUGUGUCUCAUCUAGAUGAAACCGACGAUGAGAUGGUGGACAAGUCUGCAAAUUUGUUUUCUCAAGAAAGUGUGGAUAUCCUGUAAAAUUCACUGCCGGCUUCAUCGAAUCAUUUGUGAAAGUUGCCCAAAUUCCUCUACCAGGAAGAGAAACAUAUUGUACUUAGUUAAAUGGAAAUAAUAAAGAAUGUACAUCUAGAAACUUACCUUUAAGAAGCCAAUAUUUUUUAUUUUUUUCUUCUUAAAACUCUAUAUUUACUUUCCAGUUUUUAACUAGCUAUCAUUCGAUUAGGAAGAUGCAUUAAAACGAGGUAUCCUGCUUCAAAUACUAAAGCCUUUCUAUGUAGUCAGUGAAUUUAGCUUACUGCCAUUGCAGUGAGAGAACUGGAAUAAAAAUCACAUUUAAUGUAGGAAAGAUCACCUACAACUAUUGUAAGUAUGAAAAGGGAAAACAUGCUCUUUAUGAUGUUAUUUUCUAGAGGAAGUAACUAGUUGAAGAUAAGCAAAAUCUGAAACAGACUGGAGUGGAUAUGUAAUGUUUAUGGGCUC